AUGGGCUGUGGUGGAUCUAAGAAAAGCAAUAGAGUUUCAGAACCUCAUAAACUUGCAGGCUCAAAAGAUAAGCCAUCUGGUCUGACUCCAAGAAAUGGUCAAAAUAUAGGUACCCAACAAUCUUUAUCCGAUUCUUUAGGAAGAAAUGUCAUUACAGCUAACCAAAAGCCACAGGAUAAGCCAGCUGCGCCUCCAAGGGUAAAAGAUCCAAAUUCCCCACCUAAAAAAUCUUCUAAAGCUUCAGAAGUAAAACCUCAAGAAAAAGUAUCGAAACCUCCAGAGAUUAAAAAUCCAGAACCAAGUAGUCAUCAGCCAAAUCCUAGUAAUAUUCAAAAAACUAAAGAAGACUUAAAAUCUGCUGUAUUAGAAAACACGGAAAUCAAGCCUAUCCAAAAAAAUAAUUCACUCAAAUCACUCGAGCCGAGGAAAAGUGAAGGUACUUUGAAGCUUGAAGAAUCAAAGUCACAAAAAAUCCUAGCUUUUCCCCAUCCAUAAAUUGAGUCAAUGUUUGCUUGCUCAUAGAUAACGGUUAUUUUUGUUAAAAUUUUAUCUAUUUAAAAAGAAUUUUCCAUCUACAAAUAUGAGAAGGUAAAAAAUUAUUUUUAUAUUUUACAAUUAUGUUCUAGAAUGCAAAUUUAUAAAUAUAAUGAAUUAGAGAUCUUAUCAUAAUAUUAUGAUUAUUAUCAUUUUGAUAAAUAAAUUUUUUUUGCCCGCUAUUAGAGGCUAAAGGUUUUGCUCAUAACUAAGGGGAGUAAGAAACCCAUCGCAGCAAAAACUAGAAAGGCUGAAAUCCCCUGCAUCUGAUGCUGAAAUUAUCCAAAGUCAAAGCUUAGUUGACUUCAAGCCUCCCACAACUUAUAACAAAGUAAUUUGGGCAAAGCAAAAGGUAAUUGCUAACGAGCGUCACAAGCCUGCAGUUUCAUUCAACGUAGUAAUCAAUGGAGCUACAGAAAAACUGACCUUCAACGAUUUCCCUAUAACUCACAUAAAAUCCAAAAAUAUUCCCAAAGUCGUAGACUGUAUUGCUUAUAUUUAUAAAACCCCAGAAGAUAUCGAAGAAAUCAGAAAAAUCAAUACUGAAUUCAGAUAUGUAUGGAGCCAAGCCGUUAUCUGUGAAAGCGAGCAGCUUAUGUUGGACGUAGAGCCAUUAUCUGAUGAAAUUGGGAUCGCAAUUGUUAAUAGCAUGGACGAUUUUAUGAGAAAGGUGUAUAAUGAUGAUAGAAAACUUUAUAUUUUAUUGAAAGAAGUGUUCAUGAAAAUUGAUAAGGAUGGAAGUGGAUAUAUCGACAUGAGUGAGCUUGCAUCAGCAACUGAGCAGCUUGGAGAAAACCCAAAUCAAAGUGAAAUUCAAAAUGCAAUGCAAGAAAUGGAUCUUAACCGUGAUGGAAAAAUAAAUUUCCAAGAAUUUGUGUAUUGGUGGAAAAGAGGACGCCAAGGAGCAAUUUCUAUACAAAAAAUGGCUGGAAGCAUUGCCAGUAGGUUUGCUGCAAAUGUUCCUGGGUCUUUGGACCUGCUGAGAAAUAUUGGAAUUGGUAAACGUACUAUUGACAAAACUUAUUAUACAAAAGAAAUUUCGGUUAGAGUUGGCAAAGAUUUUGCUGACCCUAGCUUCCCUCCCACAAGUGAGCAAAUUUUUUUAGUCCCUAAUGAAGUGUUUAUUUUUAUUUUAUUUUUUCUAAUUUUUUAUAUAUAAAAAAAUUUUGUAUUAAAAGUUAUUUUACGUUUUAGAAUAUUAUUUAAUAAAAUAUGAUCAAAAACUUUAUAUAGCGCUGAAAGCGCAGACAUUUUCCCAGGAGCUUUCCAAGUUCGUCGGACCAAAUCGCUUUUUGGUCCGACCAAGGCAUUGAUUUGGUGCAACCAACCGAUAAAUUCCGAUCAGAAUUUAUCGGCCUUACAGCGCCAAACAUAGGAAACUUCUAUAGUUAGAGAUUUCGAUAUAAUAAUUAUCACAUAUAUAUCAAAUGAUUUUAUAUAAAAAAUAAUUGGCUUGCCCAUUGAAGGAAAUUUCCUAAAAGAUGGAUUUUCCUAUUGUUUUGCUCACUUACUGAAGGGAUAAGCUAAAUGUCCACCUAAUGCUUGGGAAAAGUGCUAAAAGAGAGCAAAUAUUGCAGGAAGCUAACCAAGCGUUGUCUUUUAAUAUGCGUGAAAGUUGGAUUGCAGUUGCAUUUACAACUAAACAAGGAAACGCCUCCUCAGCUCACUCACAGUUGGCUCAAGAAACUAGCAAAACUGCACUGAGCUCCUUCCUGGCUUCCGCUUAUGAUGGAAACUCUCUACAAAACUCCAUUGGUGCAAGUGCCCAAGCAGUUGGGAACAAAGUAUUUGUCGGUGCUUGGAUUGAUCUGAAUAAUGAAAAAUUUGGCAUGAUCCAUGACCACAUUUCUUUAUUUGAAAAAGUAUUCCGAUCCCCAGUCGAUGAUUAUUUGGACUUGUCAUUGCAGUUCAAAAAUGGGAUAAAAAAUUUGCAAUCUAAUGAAAUGACUAGCAAUGAUUUGCUAUUUGAAGCAUUUCGAUUGAAAAUCACCUACGUACACUGGGUGAAAUUUUUAGAAAUGAUAAUGACUUUGCAGAAUAAAUGUGAUAUCUCGACUGGUGUUUUCCCAUUAUCUUUUCUACUGAUGUCAGGAAAUAUAGAGAUGAGCUUUAAAAGUGUAAGUGAUAUCCCAAGGGCAUUUUUCCCAGAUCAGAGCGGGGGAACGACUCAAGCAUGCGAUGUGCUAAAUUCGAUAAAGCAGAUAAUGAAAGCUUACAUUGUGGACACACCUUAUAUGGUAAACGUUACCAAAGAAAUAAUUGAUAAUUUUGAACAGAAAAUUGAAAUUAUUUUUAGAUUCAAUAACUUGGGAUUGAAACUAGAAAUCAACGCUGAUGGGCUAAGUGAGUUUUACCAAGCUCUAAUUAGUGGGUAA
Molecule: messenger RNA, 2909 nt
Organism: Blepharisma stoltei
Lineage: Eukaryota; Ciliophora; Heterotrichea; Heterotrichida; Blepharismidae
Source: the annotation of a GenBank genome assembly